This is a messenger RNA of Nothobranchius furzeri (turquoise killifish), 11092 nucleotides long. It is a transcript of the gene ptprb, whose product is annotated as protein tyrosine phosphatase receptor type b. The record is from RefSeq and is a predicted model, not a curated record. NCBI's taxonomy places the organism in Eukaryota, Metazoa, Chordata, Actinopteri, Cyprinodontiformes, Nothobranchiidae. Gene Ontology annotation, molecular function: protein tyrosine phosphatase activity; cadherin binding. Gene Ontology annotation, cellular component: signaling receptor complex. Gene Ontology annotation, biological process: angiogenesis; peptidyl-tyrosine dephosphorylation involved in inactivation of protein kinase activity.
AAUCCAACUUGCUCUAUUUUUAUCGUCUGCCUGUUCUGUCAGAGCGGUUCUAUGUUCUGUCUCCUGUCUGCGGGUCUAUUCUUAGUCUGUCUGAGGCGUCCACAGCCGUGCAGAGCUGCUGCUCCGGUUCAGGAAGUCUGCGACCGAGUCCAAACGCAGAGAGACAGGCAGGAAGAGAGACACGCCGCUGGUGAGACAGGAACCAGAGGGAAGGUCCAGCUGAGUCUGCGGGUCCGAGUCGAGCAUGGACACGAGUCACAACCCAGAUGAACUAAAUCAUCUGUCUGCAGAAUAAGGAUUUACUUAGUUUGACGGGAACGCCUGAAUCCAGCUCCGGAAGCGGGAUUUUUGUGGAUGUAACGCAGCUGCUGGUCCCGCUGGAUCAGGAUUAUGGUGGACGAUUCUCCGUCUGACCAUCAAAAUGCAGAAAUGUAAAGUUCUCUGUUUCUUCUGCUGCCUUUGCUCCGGCUUGCUGCUCCAGGGUGUGGCGGGAGCAGCUCCCCCUGAGGACUCUGUCUCCUGCAGCUUCUCCGUGUCUGAAAUGGCCUCGGGUCUGGACUCCGUCUCUCUGACUCUCACAACUCCAGAACAGAACUGCUCUUUCGCGGCGGCGCUGGACACUGGAGGAGACGCGGUGGAGUGUAGAAGAAGAGAGACGAACGGGACCGACGACAGACCAGAGCAGAAUGGGUGGAGACCCUCCCGGCAGCUGUUUGAUGGAGGAAACAGCAGCGAGGCAGAGCUUUUCACCUGUGUGCUGGAUCACCUGGAACCUGGAACCUCCUACCAGCUGCAGGUCUGGUCUCAGGAUCACGGCCAGUUGGGGAAUGUCACCGUGCACACCAAACCGUCCGCCGUGGUCGGCCUGGGGGUGACCUUCAGAACCUGCAUCAGCCUGGGCCUUUCCUGGCAGGCCGGACCCGGCAGGACGCAGCGUUUCCAGCUGCAGCUGAGGGACGCGUCGGGUCCGGUGAGGAACGAGACGCUAGACAGCACGACAACGCAGCACACGCUCGUCGGCCUGACACCAGGGCGGCGAUACAGCAUCACCGUGGUAACAGAGGCUGGCCAGCUGCAGAACGGAAGGAUGAUAGAGGCUCAGACAGCGCCCUCUGCUGUUUCCAACAUCACUGCAAGCAGCAGAAGCAGCAGCAGCCUCACGUUGUCAUGGCAACAGCCUGAAGGGGACGUGGACGCACUCCUUGUCACCUUCUCCUCCAACCAAACCAUCAUCCAGGAGACAACUCUCCCACGGGAUGCUGUCAGCUUCUCCGCCCACCAGCUGACACCCGGCUCAGCCUAUCAGGUCGUCGUGACGUCCAGGAGUGGCGGACUGACAAACCAAUCAGAAGUCACUGUCAGGACAGCUCCGACUCCGGCGUCUCUCCUUUCCUUGUCUCCUUCCUCCUUCGGCGACCUCCUUCUGACUUGGUCGCCCCCUGCUGGUCGAUGGGAGAAGUACAGGCUGUUCCUGUUCGAUGGCGCCCAGCAGAUAGUCAGUACCGUUUUAGGCCGCGAUGCCCUAAACUUCAGCUUUCCUGGGACGAGUCUAACACCUGGAAAACAGUACCGAGCGGUGGUGAGAGUGGAAAGUGGAGGACUGGUGGCUGAAAGCAGCUGUGAUGGAUCAACAGCUCCUGCUCCGGUGCUCGAUCUCCACAUCCGACACUCGGAUGAGACGUCACUCAGCGCCAUGUGGAGCCACGCCCAUUCUGGGUCACGUGACAGCUACUUUCUCUCCAUUCACAGCGGUAACGAAACAGUGGACACAAGAGAGGUGGGGCCAAACAUGAGGGAGUGUACAUUCAAUGUGCUCACACCUGGGAGGAGGUACAACAUCACCGUGACAACCAGGAGUGGGAAGCUGAACACCUCUGUGUCUGUGGAGGGGAGGACAGUUCCGAUGGCGUUGCGGAUGCUCCACCUGAGCACGCUGGGCGCUGACGGCCUGCAGGCUUCGUGGGAAAAGCCACCAGGAGACGUGGACGAGUACACGCUGAUGCUGCUGCAGGACAGCUCUGUUGUCCAGAACCACCGUGUUCCUGCAGGUUCCUCCUCUCUGGUUCUGGCCGGUUUGACCCCCGGUGCCCUCUACAGGCUGCAGGCCACCACCGUCAGUGGAGAGCUGUGGUCCAAGCCCAUUGGUCUGGAGGCCCGCACAGUCCCAGCCGCCGUUUCCGAGGUAACGGUCUCUAACGGUGGCAGGUCUGAUGCUCUGCAUGUGUCAUGGCGUUCUGCCGAGGGUGUGGUGGAUAGCUACCUGGUCCGUCUGCAGGAUGGGAGACGCACCGUCCACACGCUGGCGGUGUCCAGCAGCUCUCCCCCUGAGUGCUCCUUCAGCUCGCUGGUGGCAGGACGCCUUUACUCGGUCGUCAUAGUAACGAGAAGUGGCGGGCUGGAAAACACAACGGUGGUCCAGGCCCGAACACAACCUGCAACCGUUCAGAACCCAACAGCUGUUCACGCCGCGCGAGACGACUUCCUCAAGGUCUACUGGCGUCACGCUGCUGGAGAUCUGGACCGCUACGUGGUUCUGAUCCGCUACAACCACACCGUCCUGCAGAACAAGAGCGUCUCAGCCGGACACAACGAGUGCGCCUUCUCGUCUCUGACACCGGGACGGCUCUACGCCGUCACCGUGGAAACCUGGAGCGGCGGUGAUGUCAGCAGCGUCUCCACUGCCGGUCGAACCCUUCCUGCAGCUGUCGGCAACCUGUUGCUAAGCAACGCUGGAACAGCUGAUCUAAAUGUCACCUGGAGCCCCGCCCCCGGGGACCUGGACCACUACGAAGUGACGCUGCUCUUCAACGACACCCGGGUCUUCCCCCCCGUCGUGGUGGGCAGCAACGUGAGACACCACCUGCUGACCUCCCUGACCCCUGGACGCCUCUACAAGGUCGUGGUGUCCACGUUCAGCGGGUCAUACCAGACGGCCCAGUUCACCGAGGGACGGACCGUUCCCAGUGCUGUUGGAAACCUGCGCCUGGUUCCCCAACCUGGACUGACCGACUCUGUUGGUGGACUGUCGGUGUCCUGGACUCCUGGAGUUGGUGACCUGGACCUGUACAUCGUGUCCCUGUCCACCAUGGACGGAGUUGACGUGGACACUCGUCCCGUACCCAAACACGUGUCCUCCCUAGACUUCUUAGAUUUGAUUCCUGGCCACGCCUACACGGUCACCAUCCAAUCACUGAGCGGGACACUGACCAAUAGCAACACGGCGGCAGGCCGGACCGCUCCAGCCUCGGUCACGGCGCUGCAGGCCGACAACGGACGCACCACCCACAGCCUCUCCGUCAGCUGGGAGCGGCCACUGGGUGUCUAUGAUGGCUACCGCCUGCAGCUGCUGGACGGAGCCGGUGCUGUUCUGGUGAACCGGUCCGUCUCAGCAGAGAGUCGGAGCGAGCGUCUGGAGGGCCUGACCUCUGGGAGGUGGUACCGGGUGAAGGUGGUGACGCUGAGCGGCGGAGUGCCGUCGCUGUUCGCCACCACAGCAGAAGGACAAACUCGUCCAGCUGCAGUCAGGAAUCUGACAGUCUCCUCGGAGAACACCACAUCGCUCAGCUUCUCCUGGCUUCCCUCAGAAGGACACGUGGACAUCUAUGACCUAUCGCUCUACAGCGUCUCAGAGACAUCCACCAAUCACAGAGCUGCAGGGAGCAGGACGGCGCACCAGCAGCCUGCAGGUGAUCUGGUGGACCUGCAGAAGGUCAGUCCAGCUGCAGACAGCUGUGUGUUCUCCGGCCUGCGAGCAGGAAGUCUGUAUCGGCUGGUGGUGGUGAGCUGGAGUCGAAACAUGAGCAGCGACUCGUCUGUUCUGGCCAGAACCGUCCCGUCUCCGGUGUCCUCGCUGCAGGUCCAGAGUUCAGGACGCACGGACAGACUGACAGUCAGCUGGCAGCGCGGAGAGGGAAGCUGCAGCAGCUUCCAGGUGGUAUUGUACGAUGUGUUUGGAGCCACUUUGGGAACUCAAAUUCUGGGGGUGGAGCACCAAAGUCACACCUUCUCUGGCCUGGUCCCUGGUAGGCUGCACCGCGCUGAGGUCACCACCUACAGUGGAGAUCUGACCAAUAACGUCUCAGCGUACGGACGCACCUCUCCAGAACCCCCCACCCACCUGUCCGUCAAACAAGGCCCAACCAAUGACACGUUGGAGUUGUUGUGGUCAGGCCCCGCCUCUGGAGAUUACAAUAAUUUUAGCCUGCAGUGGACGCCACUGGGUGACCUGUCCAUCACACACACUCACCUGACCAGCUGCGUCAUCAGAGGGCUGUUUCCUGGACGAAACUACAAAUUCGCUGUGACGACUGUCAGCGGGGGUGGAGCCAAUGGCGGUCCCACAGUCAGGAGCCUGCCAAUCGAGAGGAGUGUCAGAACAAGUCCGUCUCCUCUGAAGUCCAUCCACUGCUUCCCCCAGUCCUCUUCCUCCCUCUCCUGCUCCUGGGCGCCUCCCUUCGCCGACUUCGACUCCUAUCAGGUGGAGUGUCGUCGCACCGACAGCGGGGAGCUGACCUCGGUGCUGAAGCUGGCCAGCGGCGUCACCGCGGUAACGCUGGACCACCUGGAGGCCUUCAGGAAUUAUUCAGUGACAAUCAGAGUGUCAUCGGCUGGACUGAUGAGUCUGCCGGCUACUCAGACCACCGUCACGCUGAUCGAUCGUCCACCCAUCCCACCUCCCAGCAUUCGUGUUGGCGAUAAAUCUUCCAAAGUCACGUCGUCCUCCAUCUUGUUUCGCUUCAACUGUUCCUGGUUCAGUGACACCAAUGGAGCCAUCAAGUACUUCGCUGUGAUUGUCGCCGAGUCUGACACCAAUGAGUUUCUGCAGCCGGAGCAGCGCCACCCACUACCCUCCUACCGCGACUACAUCACCAACUCCUCCAUCAGGGCGUACCAGACAGACUACUUCUCUAGCCGCUGCCCACAGGAUGCCGACACCUCCUUUGGACAGGUGGUGGAGGUGAACCUGGGUGCAGGAGGAGAUAGGCUGGGCGGAGCUUGUGAUCGUUACCAUGACGAUGACCUUUACCAGAGGGAGAGCUACGGACGCUUCUGUGACGGGCCGCUGAGAGCUAAAACGUCUUACAGGCUGAGCAUCCGGGCCUUCACCAAACUGUUCGAGAGCAACAGGGAGGUCUCUCAGCCCCUGUUCUCAGACACGUACCUGUCUCCGCCCCUCAGGACGCACUCAGAGCCUCUAGGGGGCGUAGUGGAGGGUCUGAGUGCUGGGAUGUUCCUGAUCGGGAUGAUGGUGGCCGUUGUCUCUCUGCUGGCUUACCGACAGAGGCUGCGCAAAGUGGCGGUGCAGGAGAACCCGGUGGUGAGGAUGAGCAUGUGGAAGGAGGUUCCUGCCGCAGGGAUGUAUGUGGGAGUGAGAAGUAACCGCCGCGUCACCAGCCCCGUCAAAGCCGGACAUUUCGAGUCCCACCUGAACAAACUCCAGGCCGACUCCAACUACCUGCUGUCGGAGGAGUUUGAGGAGCUGAAGGACGUGGGUCGGAACCAGACCAUGGAGGUGGCCCGGCUGCCGGAGAACCGGGGGAAGAACCGCUACAACAACAUCCUGCCAUACGAUUCCACCAGAGUGAAGCUGUCCUACCUGGAGGAUGAACCAUGCUCCGACUACAUCAACGCCAGCUACAUGCCCGGUAACAACUAUCGCAGGGAGUACAUCGCCACCCAGGGUCCGUUACCAGGGACUAAAGACGACUUCUGGAGGAUGGUGUGGGAACAUGGUGUCAGUAACGUUGUCAUGGUGACGCAGUGCAUGGAGAAAGGACGGGUGAAGUGUGACCAGUACUGGCCCCCAGACAAAGAGCCACUGUACUACGGAGACCUGGUUCUUCAGAUGAUGUCAGAGUCCGUCCUGCCUGAGUGGACCAUCAGGGAGUUCAGGAUCACCUCGGAGAGCAGCUGCAGCUACCCACGGGUUCUGCGUCUUUUCCACUACACCGUGUGGCCCGACCACGGAGUCCCAGAGAGCACCCAGUCCCUGAUCCAGUUUGUCAGGACAGUCCGGGACUACGUGGACCGAUCACCCAGUACCGGAGCCACCGUGGUCCACUGCAGUGCUGGAGUCGGUCGCACUGGGACCUUCAUCGCUCUGGACCGGGUUCUGCAGCAGCUGGACUCCAAAGGAACCAUCGACCUGUACGGCACUGUGUUCGAUCUCCGUCUGCACCGUCAGCACAUGGUCCAAACCGAGUGUCAGUACGCCUUCCUGCACCAGUGCGUUCGGGACGUCCUAAGAGCUAGAAAGCAUCGCAGCGAGCAGGAGAACCCUCUGUACCCGAUCUACGAGAACUUCAACCCCGAGUACUGCCGUGAUUUUAUCUACACUGGACGUUAAACAGACGAGUUCAGCCAAUCAGGAGAGAGGACGGUUGUCAACAAACACAAACAAGCAUGUUGCUUCCUUUUCAAUCGAUAAACCAACAAAAGAAUCCGAUUUCAUUUAAGGUUUUUCCUUCAGACAAAACUCACACAGAGUUCUCAUCAGCAUCAGCAAAGCCCAGGAGGUUGGUUACCAUAGUAACCAGGGAUGUUUACUUCAGGCUUUACUGAGUUAGUGGUGAUUCCUGGAACAUCCUGGCUGACUUCUAUAAUGCUCCUUUAUAUUCCUACAAACAGGAAACAAACCAUAUAUGGUAACUUGAGAAAGUCUUGGUCAUCUAGCACCAGCGUAGGGUGGAAGGAAAUCAGAACCGUGAAGCCGAAGGACGAAACACCACAGUUACUAUGGAAACCAGCUCUUCACGGGGAAGAACACCGGUCAGAGGUGACAGAGACUGUGUCCACAUCCAGAGGCGGCAUCCUUAUGAGGUUGAGUCCUACCAGGUUUACGUAGGCCGGGUCCUUCCUCCAUCAACAAGGUCGGAAGUGAGUGAGCUUCCAGUUUAUUCCCGCCCCUACCUCAGCAUAUGUGCUGUCACCUAGCAACGGUGAUGGUGCCAAACAGAAGUUGACAGCAAACUUGGCGGUAUGACGACCAUAACGGGACCCGUCCUACGAGCUGGGUUACCAGGACUUCACUGAUUAUUUACUACUAAAUAUAUAUUUAAACACAAAUAUAAAAGUGACCCAAAAACACACUGGCAUUGAUUCACUCCGUCACUGCCAGCCGUUCCGGAUCAGAAAAGCCCUGGCUGCCGGCUUUUGGAGCGUUUUUCCUGUUUUUUGAAGAGUCACAGAACGUUGUGCUCAAUAAUCACGUAAACACCAAAACGAGACUCACUUCUUACAUCAGGAAGAAUCUGCGUGUUUCUAGCUUUUCCGUUGUCGAAGUGUGAGCUGCAGAAGCUUUCCUGGUUCGCGUCUCGCUUUAGGCGUAGCGGCGUCCUAAAACCAUCUCCUAAUGCAUGUGUUGUCUGCUUCAUGAUCACGUGAUGUGUGACACACAUGGAUGAAAAUCAACUUCAGAGCCAAGAUGUUUACUCUCAAGGUGUGCGAGCUCGUUGCCCAGCCUGCCUCGUUAAAAAAACACAUCUUUAGUCAUCAACGGCAGUGACUAAGUUAACUAAUCCUCUCCCACAUCAUUACAUGAACAAAGAAUCCUAGAAUGAGCUGGGCCAGUAGGACACACCAGACCCAUCCUCACCAAUCUGGAGAACAAGGACGCAUUGAAGGUGUCCUUUGAAUUUGGACGGCCUUGCUGUGACGUAAUCGGCCUUGGAAGGAUGCCGCUCUUGGAUUGGGACGCAGCCAUACUCUGCAUCCAGGGAAGUGCACACAGUAAUGAACCCUUCGGAUCAGAACUCAGGUCAGGUUUCUCUUCAGGUCAGUACCGUCAUCCGACCAGGCUCCUCACAACCAAGAUAUCUGUUUUUGUUAUUGUCUGGGAAAAUAGUUGUUCAAGUCAGGUUCUUUAUGACGGACUCUAGUCCAAUUCACAGACGUAGAAGUAGUAAUGAACACAGUCUAACACGCUGAGGCACAAGAGACGAAUAAUCAUGAUAAACAAAUGAGACAAUAAUGACAAUAGUGUGAAAAUAAAGUAUAAAUUAUUGUAACUCCCUAAUCUAAGAGGAAACGACUGUUAUAGCAGUGCUUCCACAUCUUUGACCGGCAACGUGUUGCACUGGCACGGGUAUUGGUUUGGGAUAGAACAAUCACAACAGCUUGUAGGGUGCUCAACAGCGGUUCCACAAAAAUAAACUACCAAUGAUGAACAAGAGUCUGCUUCUAGAUCUGCAGUAAGAGAAAAACAACACACAACAAUCACACCAUAAUAAGCCACAGUGCAUUUAGUGCCGACCACAGCCUUAAGACACGUGUUGAACGUGCCCAAGUCCAUACUUAUGAGAGCACCAUGUGAGCACCUGUGUGUGCACACGCGCUUGUUUAUGUAAGGUUUCUCUAUAGGAGCGUCCAAUAGAGAGUGUGAGGGACCACAGAUCCGCCCCCCAAAGAUGUGUAGCAGCACAAAAAGUCCCAGGAGAGGGCAGGAGUCCAAGACCCCACCUGACAUAUACAGUCAUACACAAACACAGUCGCACACUCCCUCCGUCACGCUCACACACACACAUGCAACCAAAGACUUACAAAAAUGCACUCCAGACACCCACUCAUGCUCCCCAUACACACCCUAUUCACUCUGGUCCCGGUCCUGCUGCACAUCACCGGUUCCCAGAGUUCAACCCUUCCUGCUGGGGUGCUGAUGAGCAGGCUCCCCCACCCAACGCCAAGCAAAGCAACCCACCACCCCAGACCCCAACCAGACAUACAUACAGACAACAUACUACGUUUGUUAUAGCUAGUCCAUAGGUGGGCCGUACAGCGGUGUACAACAAGGUCAUCUUUACUUUAUCAGAACAAGACCCAAACGUACGAGCGAGUGUAUUUCCCUGAGCGUAUAACACACGACCCUGCCUACAUGUGUCUUCAUCCCCUCUCAUGUCCUCUGUGAUGAUAUGACCAACAUGUGUGACUUUCUUGGUGACACUAAUCAGGAAGUCUGACAGAUAAAAACCAGGAAACUUCAUUUGCUUGACCUCCUUGGCCCGACCAUGUUGUGUUCUACUCCAUAGUCACAGCAGAUAUCUAGUAGCUGCUGUAGGCCAGCGGUGCUCAGACUUAGCAGUGGCAUGCCCAGAUCUUUUAAAAUGGGGUGGCCCAGAUGAGGCACAACUUUAUGCAUGGGUGGCACCAAUGGUUAUGCUUUUUUGUUUUACCCCAAGCCUUUUGUGGACAAUGAAAAGCCUAUUUAAAGGUAAAUUAAUGUGUUGGCACCUGGGGUGGCCAAUCAGAUUCAAAGGGUGGCAUGUGCUACCCCAGGCCACUCCCUGGACACACCCCUGAGACUUAGUACCACAAAGUUAUCUGCAUACAUCAGAUGAUUUAUGAUAUCACCACCAGCUGCACAGCCAGUCCUACUGGCCUUUAACCUCACUGAUAAGUCAUCCAUGUACAGAUUAAAAAGAAGAGGAGAUAGAACGCCUCCUUGUCUGACUCCAUUACUGACCUUAAAUGGCUCUGAGAUACUCUUACACCAUUUUAUCUGUCACAUUUGUUGACCAUACCAAUAAACCAGGAUGUGUACAAUAUAUCUUAGAACACCUCUUUGCAACAACUUUAUGAAUAGUUUCCUAUGGUUACCUCUAUCAAAUGCCUUGGAUGAAUCUAUGAAGCACACAGAGACUGAGGAGUUCUGGUUUCUGUAUUUGGUUACCGUCUCCUUUAGAGUAUAUGUACACAUGUCUGUACCAAGUAUUUUCCUUUAGAGUAUAUGUACACAUGUCUGUACCAAGUAUUUUCCUUUAGAGUAUACGUACACAUGUCUGUACCAAGUAUUUUCCUUUAGAGUAUAUGUACACAUGUCUGUACCAAGUAUUUUCCUUUAGAGUAUAUGUACACAUGUCUGUACGAAGCCAAUCUGAUUAUCUGUGAUUUUUGGUGUAACAAAUUGAGAAUUACCAGAAAAAUACCCAAACAACAAUAAUAACUAGGUUAGCCAUGUCAGGCUUCGGUUAACACCACACUUCCUCGACGGAGCCGAGCUGUCUGUGAUCUACUGGAUAAAUAAAAGUUGUGUUCUCACCGUAGGAUCACCGUGCACCGUGAGCAACAACUGGAACCAGUAUCUGUGCUGUAAGUAACGCCCCAAGAGUAAAACUGACUAGAAAUGACCAGUUUAACCUGUCUGAGGUUAAGUUAAAGCUAACACCAGGUUAGCUAAAGCGCUAGCUAGCGAUGCAGCACACUGAUGACUGGUUGGAUGGAACAGAUUUUUCAGCAUGCCACGCUUUUCCUAUAAUUUUGGAAAUUAAACUAAAUAAAUUAAUCGCAGUUUUAUUUUCAUUCAGAGUUAAAGUUUUAUACGUGACAUGAAACACUUAGUAGGUGUUAAUAGACAACACUUUUAUGCUAGCUUUGAGAUGCUAGCAUUGUGAUGCUGCCUCGGGAUUUUAAACGUGGCGAAAAUAAAAUGUCCAAUGAUGGAGAUUGCUGGGGCCAUGUCCCCGGUGACCCCGGUCCAAAUGACAACGAUGCUCAGAACUCAAACAUCUGAUCAGAUCCAACAGAACCUCAGGAGGAGUUGUCCUCCACCCUGUUUGGAGAACUUGACCCAAAAAGAUUUGAGAUGUUUAAGAAACAAAAGUCAGAUCCACGUCAUCAUAAGCUGUUUAUUUAAGUGAAACACGCAUUGCUGUAUGUAAAUAUCGAUGUGUUACUGGUUUCAUAUUGUAAUGGUUUAUAUUUGUGGAAUUAAGUCCAUCCUGCUGUGUUAAGCUAACAUCCUGUUUUGGUAUAAAGUGAUUAAGUCUGAAUCAAGAAUAUAAUCUUAUCAUUUUCAUUUGAAGAGAAAUGGUUUCAUCUCUUUUUAAACUUUCCAGCUUUUUAAACUUUAUUUUAUUUAUCAGAUUCUGAGUUUAAAUUUAUUCUGUUUUUUAUACAAAAUUAUGUUUAAUUGGAGACUUUUUGAUAAUUGUAUAAUUACAUAAUAAUAAUGAGCGUAAUUGAGUUUUUUGUAGAAAUUUGAAAACCAGCUUUGAGUUUCAGAUGAUUUUUCAGCUCAGAGCCUGAACAGAUUUUUAAACUGCUGUCAGAUUGAUGUCAACUGGAUUAUAAUCUGUUUAUUAAAGAAGCUUCAAACGUU